GGACUGGGCAGGCAGCUGGGGGUCCCGCGGAUGGCAGGGGCUGCGGGGCUCGGGGGGACUCGCGGCGUCUGGAUGAGGGUGGCCGUCGUGAUGCUGCUGACACCUGCGGUGCUCAACGGGCCAGGAUCUCACACUCAGCCAAGCCACCUGAAGAAGGUUUUGCCGCACGCCGCCAUCAUCCAACCUCAGUGGCUGCAGCCCAACACUGAACGGGUUCGACUUGGUGACAAGCACCCAGCGCGUGUGGAGUUGUUAGUAACCGUAGAACGGAGAGAUCUCAUCCUGUCUUUACGGAGAAACCAGCAACUCAUUAAUCCAAACUACACCGAAACCCAUUAUGGCCUUACUGAUGCUCCGAUUAUUAGGACUCCAAACAUGACGGAACAUUGUUACUACCACGGAGACGUUCGUGGGGAGGUAGACUCCAGCGCUGUGAUAAGCACCUGCUCAGGUAUAAGAGGACUCAUAACAUUAAGUGCCAAUCAAAGCUACGUUGUGGAGCCGCUGCCAGGAGAGGAUGGAAGCCACGUCAUCUACAAGGCUGAACUUCUGGAUCUCGGGGAAAUGAGAUGUGGGCAUCCAGCUCCUGGAAACUUCUCUGCGCUUACCAGUCAUGCCGGGGAACAUCAUCAAAGGGUGAAGAGAGAGGACCCAGAAGGGGACAGAUGCGUGGAGCUUUACCUAGUCGCUGACUAUGCAGAGUUUCAGAAACACAAUUCUGAUCUGGAGCAGACUCAACGGAAAAUGCUGGAGGUCACCAAUUAUAUUGAUAAGUUCUACAGGUCUCUGAACAUUCGCAUAGCCCUUGUGGGUCUGGAGAUCUGGUCUAAUGGAGACAAGUGCAACGUUUCUGAGAAUCCAUACAGCACCCUACGUGCCUUCCUGUCAUGGAGAAGAAAACUUCUGAAACAAAUCCCUCAUGACAACGCUCAACUAAUAACGGGACGCGCCUUCCAAGGGACGACCAUCGGACUGGCGCCUCUACAGGCCAUGUGUUCCUCGUAUCAGUCCGGUGGAGUCAACAUGGAUCAUUCUGAUAAUGCGAUUGGUGUGGCAGCCACAAUGGCCCAUGAAAUCGGCCAUAACUUUGGGAUGAGCCACGACGCUGCCGGUUGCUGUACAGCUAGACCAGAGGAUGGGGGGUGCAUUAUGGCGGCUGCUACCGGACACCCGUUCCCCAAGACAUUCAAUGCGUGUAACCGACGGGAGUUGAAUCUGUUUCUCCGCUCCGGCGGCGGCAUGUGUCUCGGCAACGCGCCCGACACCAAGACUCUGUAUGGGGGUGUGAGGUGCGGAAAUGGAUUCCUGGAAGAAGGGGAGCAGUGUGACUGCGGGGACCUUGAGCAAUGCAAUAACCCCUGCUGUAACGCUACAACCUGCACCCUGACGCCCGGGGCUGAUUGCGCGCAUGGGACCUGCUGCCAUCAAUGCAAACUAAGGCCACCAGGGUUUCCAUGCCGGAAGCCAUCCCGACCCUGUGACCUCCCUGAGUUCUGCACCGGACGAUCUGCGGUCUGUCCCCAAAACUCCUUCCAGCUGGACGGGACGUCCUGCCACGGAGGACAAGCUUUCUGCUACAACGGGAGGUGCCUUACCCACCAAGAACAGUGCCGUCAGCUCUGGGGAAAAGGUGCACGCUCUGCACCGGAUGCGUGCUAUCAAAUGAUCAAUGCUGCCGGAGACCAGUAUGGGAAUUGUGGACGAGACUUGAGCGGGGAAUAUCGGAAGUGCGAAGCCAAAGAUGCCAGGUGUGGGAAGGUCCAGUGUCAGACUUCAGCCGCAAAGCCGCUUGAGAACAACGCUGUGGCAAUAGACACGACGAUCACUAUGGACGGCCGGCAGGUGCUGUGCCGAGGGACCCAUUUUUACAGGGCUUCUGAGGAAGAAGACACAAUGGAUCCAGGCCUUGUGCUCACUGGAACUAAAUGUGGAGAGAACCAAAUUUGCUUCGAUGGGCAGUGCAGAAACACGUCUUUCCUGCAAGCCGAUGAGUGUGCCAAAAAAUGCCACGGCAACGGGGUUUGCAACAAUAACCAAAACUGUCACUGUUUCCCUGGCUGGCAACCCCCGUACUGUAACCAAACGGGUAAUGGCGGCAGCAUGGACAGCGGCCCUGUUCCUGCAGAAAGACCAGUGGCUGUGGCUCUAUGGACAUUCAUGACCAUAGCAUUACUGGCCGGGAUGGCCUUCUCCGUGUCCAUAUAUCGCUACAAACACAGGGCCAAACACAGAUCGACCAAGCCUGAUUGGCCACCUGCCACAGGAUCGUUGUCCAAAAGUGAUAGCCAAGAAAAACCCAACUUGGACUCUUCUUACAGACAGAGACCUCAAGAGCAGAGUUGUUCUAAGAGCCCCGUAACGUCGCACUACAACCUGAAAGAGGGAUCGAGAACUUCGAUCGGCCAUCAGCCAAGACAGCCAGAAGGAGGAGCUACAAAGCCUGCUGGACCAAUCAGAAUACCGCCCCCUAGUAGACCAGCUCCGCCCCCUCCAGUACACCCCAAGAUCUCUGACCCACCCCGGAGGGCACCACCUGUUCCCCCGAAUAGGACCAGGCAUGCCGCAGCUAUACAGAAGAUCUCAUGAAGACAACAUACAAAAAAUUGAAUUUAGGAGCUUGGAUAUCAGUGAUAAUAUAUUAUAUAAUGGUAUAUUUCCCU
Molecule: messenger RNA, 2660 nt
Organism: Spea bombifrons (plains spadefoot toad)
Lineage: Eukaryota; Metazoa; Chordata; Amphibia; Anura; Pelobatidae
Gene: ADAM19
Product: ADAM metallopeptidase domain 19
Exons: 22
Coding region: 31-2586 (851 amino acids)
Biological process (GO): membrane protein ectodomain proteolysis
Molecular function (GO): metalloendopeptidase activity
Source: RefSeq, a predicted model, not a curated record